Messenger RNA from Ciona intestinalis (vase tunicate), 1535 nucleotides. The record is from RefSeq and is a predicted model, not a curated record. NCBI's taxonomy places the organism in Eukaryota, Metazoa, Chordata, Ascidiacea, Phlebobranchia, Cionidae.
GAAGCAUCAAAACAAGUGGGGCCAGUUCGCGUUGAGAAAAAUGUAAAACUUUUAAAGUCAUGAGCAGGCAUGUGGGUAUAUAUGAAUGAAUAAUGAGAUGGCCCAAGAUAGCUUUUGACUGUAAAAGUUUAUUGGGUGGCAUUUUAUGCAGCAGUAAAUUUAUACGCUUCAGCAAACUGGCAUCUGCAGAAUCAUUGCAAAGCGGACUGCUUGUUACGCGACAUGCUUGUCCGCUGGGGCAUGCAGUAUAUAGGUAAGGUAGGGAUGUUUUCCUAAAAUACCACAGCCCAGUGCACCGCAGUGGGACAGAAUUAAAGGGAAUUUUAUUAUACACUUUAUUAUAUAUUCCUGACGGUUUCGAGCCAUACAGACGGGAUAUAUAUACAGCAACAAAACGACAGUGGUUACAGCACGCGCACAAGAUGGAUUCAACAUUAAAACAACUGAACAGUUAAACAGUAUGAUCGCUGUACUUAUGGAGGCCUGGGUGUCACCGCAAAAGCAAAAGUAAAGUUUAGGACCAUCUUGACGAACCGCUGUUAAUUAAUAUGGGGAAUAAGAAGAACGAGAUACAAUGGAAAGAAACACCGAAAGGGAAAAUCUUUUUCCAACUUUUGCUGCCACUCUUAGCUGAGUUUUUCACAACAUUCUUACACACUUUCUGGGGCUCCAUGGCUGGAAUACCAUCAACACCUACACACUUCUCCGCACUCAACAGAACGGUGACGACCCAAGAAUGGGCAGCGGAUUAUUUACUAUCCGGGUUGGUACCUGCAAUGCAAGCUGGGUUUGCCGUGUGGAUGCUUAUCGUUGGAUUCUUCAAGAUAUGCGUUGUGCAUUUCAACCCAGCGAUCUCGGUCGGGUUUCUAGUCAGCGGCGAUCUUUCAUUCAAGUUGUUUCUACCUUACGUUAUCAUGCAGUGUAUGGGGGCUAUUUUUGCAGCUUUCAUAGCUCAAACGUUACGAGGUGAAAUGCUUGUACCUUUCUAUAUCAGCGACGAUGCCAACAUCCCUGCUAUCUUCUUCUGUGAGGUGAUUACCACAGGCAUUAUUAUAUUCUAUACCCUAGCUAUGGUGGUAGAUAAGUCGUACGAUCAAGCUACUGGGCCUCUUGCUAUUGGAAUGACUGUGUUUCAAGGAAUUUUGGCCGGGAAAUGGAUUGGCGCUGGUUGUUUGAAUCCAGCCAGGUGGUUUGGUCCUGCUGUAAUGGCUGGUGGUAAGGCCUGGAACUAUCACUGGGUAUUAUGGGUUGCAGAUUGCGUUGGGGCUGCUAUAUUUGCUGUUUUCUACAUGUCAUUUUUUGCACCUGCUGAUCGUGUGUGGGUAAUGAAGAUUGGAACUGGCAAUAAAACAUCUUCUAAUAAACCAGAAGACCAAGAAUUGGUCGAAAGGAAAAAAGAACCAUCCUCGCCUUUAUAAUCCAGCUUUUCUUAAUAUGUACAAUUUGUUAAUCAAAUAAUCUUUGCAUUCCUGCUUCACGUUAAUAAAAAUUAGCCUGUAUAAUUUUACUGCCCUUUAUGUGGCAGAAAAAGAGAA